Molecule: messenger RNA, 2452 nt
Organism: Saccostrea cuccullata (small rock oyster)
Lineage: Eukaryota; Metazoa; Mollusca; Bivalvia; Ostreida; Ostreidae
Product: inter-alpha-trypsin inhibitor heavy chain H4-like
Exons: 1
Coding region: 265-2232 (655 amino acids)
Source: RefSeq, a predicted model, not a curated record
GCAUUUUAAACAUCAAAAUCAAUAAGGGCGCUAGACAUUUUUUUUUACUGAUCGUGUUUCCAGAUUGGUUUGACAGGAUUUAUACGCCUAUAUAUGUUGUGUAUUUCUACUUGCUACACAUUUCUUUCUGUUUUAAUCAUGAAGAACAAUGUGUACAUUAAUUCCUUUAUGGGCUUUGCAAACAGUUUAUAGAGGAAUGUGAAAACGAAAGUAGAAGUGCUACAUUGUAAAACAUUGUGUAUCCUAUAUAAAUUAAUCAAAAUCAUGGGGCUGUUGAGAUUUUUGACGUUAUUUGCUUUUCUUCAUCAUGUAUCCAGUGAAGACAGCAUUACCUUGCCUUCUCAAAUAACAGAAAUGGCAAUUGUUGCCAAGACUUUUGCACGUUUUAGCGAAGUGACCGUGACAACAGUGGUUAAAAACACUAACAGUGAGAAUCAGGAGGUAAUGUUUGCCGUACAGGUUCCAAUGUCAGGUUUUAUUUCUGGAUUUCAAAUGACAACAAACAACAAAACCUUGCGAGGUCUUGUUCAAGAGAAGUCUGCAGCAGACAAAUCCUAUGAUCAGGCCAAAGCCUCCGGCACUUCUGCUGGUAAAAUCAGUCAGACUCCCUCUAUCCCAGGCCGAGAAAUGGAGAAUUUUGCUGUUUAUAUAAACGUGGCGGCAAAGUCCACCGCCAAAUUCAAACUUACUUACCAAGAAGUAAUAAAGAGGAAACUCGGACAAUUUCAGCAAAAGAUCCACGUGGAACCAAUGCAAAUUGUUCCCAAUAUGUCGCUUUCUUAUACGGUUGAGGAACCAGAGGGUAUUCAGACAUUAACAUACAUCCUUCCAAAUCAAAGACAGCAAAGGGAGAGCUCCUCCUCUGCAGUCGAUAUCCGAGCCACGCCAAAGAAGAGGGAGUUAGAGUUCCGACCUACAAUGGAGCAACAGCGAACAUUUAACAAGGGGGAGGGGAUCCGGGGGGACUUUGUUAUAUCAUAUGACGUCAAUCACCAAGAUGACGGGGGUGUCGUUUUGGUUCAUAACGGUUAUUUUGUUCAUUAUUUCUCACCAAGUGGGCUUGAAACGUUGCCCAAGAAUAUAAUCUUUGUCAUUGAUAUAAGCAGCUCAAUGCAUGGAUUCAAAAUAGCAAAAGUUCGGAAAGUGAUGCAAGUAAUUUUAGGAAAACUUCGAGAGAAAGACUACUUUAACAUUUUGCUGUUCGACAACAGAAUAACGUUAUGGCAAAGUAGACCACAGAAAGCAACAGUCUCGAAUAUUAGAGCUGCGCGAGGGUACGCCGAGGAGACAUUAGUUGUCGGAGGCAGUACGAAUAUAAACUCAGCUCUACUGGACGCUGUUGAUCUUUUGUUGAAUAUACAAGAUACUCAGGACACUAGAGGGAAAAUAAUAGUGUUCUUAACAGACGGCCACCCAACUGCAGGAGAAACUAAAACCCAAAAUAUCCGACUGAACGUAAAGAGAAAGAACGAGGGUUUGGCGUCCAUUUUUGCCUUAGGAUUCGGUCACAAUGUUGACAUGUCUUUUCUAGAAGGGUUAGCUUAUGAAAAUGGGGGAUUUGCUCGAAAGAUCUAUGAAGAAGUUGACGCAGCUGAGCAGCUGGAAACCUUUUACGAGGAGAUCUCUACUCCCCUACUAGUAGAUGUCCGAAUGGAAUACACUCCCACAGUUGUCCAGGAGGGUGACGUCACAGAAAGAAAGUUCCCGCAAUAUUUUAAUGGCUCAGAGCUGGUUGUGGCGGGAAAACUACGAGAGAACUCAGCGGCCGAAUGGCAGGCGAAGGUGAUAGGAGAAGGCGAAAGCGGACAAAGAUCUGGGAGUCUAGAAUUCAUUACCACGCCCAAGAAUCUUUUGGACGUGCCGGGGGUCACCGCUGACUUUGCCGAGAGAUACUGGGCAUUUUCUAGAAUCAAAGAACUUUUAAAAAUGAAACUAGUGGCUGAAAACGAAAUGCAGAAAAAGCAGUACCACGACCUGGCCUUAAACAUGUCCUUGGCGUACCAGUUUGUGACGCCGCUUACAUCAAUGGUGGUGACCGAGUCAGUACAUGCACGUGAGGAAAACAUGGCAAGACAGCCGCUAACGAUGGAUUUUGCUUUUAGUUCCAAACGGAAGGUCGCUGGAGGAAACGCAGUGAUUUAUGCACAAAAUGCUUACUUGUCCGGGCAGACAAAUUACCGUGUUAAUGCCUUGGUACUGUCUUUAAUGUUUGUCGUAAUUACAAGGCUGUAAGCUCUAUUAUUCUUUAACUCUGAUUAAUUGUUAUUGUGGUAUUUCUAUAUUGAAACUUUGUAUACAUGUACUUUAAAAGAGAGAAAUCCAAAAGUUGAAAGUUAAUUACAGUUUUCAUUGUUAUAAGGAUGUCUUUGUAUUGUCCUUUUCGUCUGUUUUAGUGUAAUAAUUUUCUGAUGAACAUCCCGUAAAUAACGGAACAAAUUUGAAUGCUAUAUCA